AGGAGGAGACAACAAAGGGGGUUGCUAGACAGUUCGUCCAGUGUUGUGGAUCUUUGGAGUUACAGCACUGUGGUCGCCGCAGCAACUUUUUAACACAUUUUGGAUAAGGGUUUUUUGUUUUUGUUUCGCCCUACACACCACCGUUCUGAACUUCGUGUUACAGACUAACCCAAAACACCCUUGUUGAACAAAGCAGUACUCUUUUUUUUUUUUUUUUCCUUUUUUUUUUUUUUACGAACUUCAGAAAGGAAUUGCGCGGCGCCUCCGCUGAGUGCCCAGCCAUGGGUUUGAAAGCUAUAAUCUGUAUUGCUCUUACUCUCUCCGCUGUAACAGCUAUGCAGAGGAACGAGAGCAUUAUAAGAGGUUUUCCCAUAUUCACCAUGACAGCAACAGAUGAACCCAUCGAGUACUUUGAUGUGGAGUCUCGAAGUGAUUCUGAGGGAAGCGGCUCUGGGGAUGAACCUGUGCAUGACCCCAUUCAAAGAACACGAGUUCACCGGAAUCGCACGAUAACCUUCAUCUCCGAUCGGACCAAGCAGUUCCUCACCGGCUCUUGGAUGACUGUUUUUAUUCCAUCAGUUUAUACCAUGGUGUUCACUUCCAGCCUGCUUCUGAAUGGCCUUGCUAUCCUUAUGUUCAUCUGCAAAAUGAAACUGAGAAAGCCAGCAGUGAUUUACAUGUUAAACCUGGCCAUCGCCGACUUGCUGUUUGUGCUCCUCCUCCCGUUUAAGAUCUCCUACCACUUCUGCGGCAACAACUGGGGAUUCGGACCAGUCAUGUGCAGAAUCGUCACCGCCGCAUUCUACUGCAACAUGUACUGCUCAGUUCUGCUUAUGAUGUGCAUAAGCAUUGACCGGUUCUUGGCUGUGGUUUACCCCAUGCAAUCUCUGACAUGGCGCAGCCGGGAAAACGCAGCUGUAGUGUGCUUAUUCAUGUGGUGUCUCGCCAUCGGCGGGGUCAUUCCUAUUGUUCUGUCGGAGCAGACGGCAAAGAUACCGGAGCUAGGCAUCACCACCUGCCAUGACGUCUUGGAUAUCUCUGAGUUUAAAGGCUACUAUCUUUACUUCUUUCCCAUUUUCUGCUUCAUUUUCUUUUUCAUUCCCAUUAUAAUUACAACCGUGUGCUACAUCCGCAUCAUCCAAUGCCUCAACUCGGCCAACGUGGCCAACAAGUGCAAGAAGACCCGUGCGAUCUUCAUGACAGUCACCGUCUUAACCGUCUUCAUUGUUUGCUUUGUGCCAACCAACAUCAUUUUGCUCACUCACUACCUGCAGUUUGCUCAUGGGUACAAUGAGACAUCUUAUUUUGCCUAUCUCCUCUCCAUGUGUCUCGGCAGCUUGAGCUGCAGUUUGGACCCCCUGAUUUACUACUUUGGUUCCUCGCAGUGCCAGAGGCAGCUUCACAACCUUCUCUGCUGUAAAAAUGAGACCGACACGGCUAGCGGCACGAAGUAUGAAAGCAGCAGCAAAAUGGAAACCUUCUCGAGCAACCUUAGCAGCCAGUAUAAAAAGCUGAUGGCUUGAAAUAUGAUGUUUCAGUGUUACUGCCCCACGGAUGUGUUACCAGAAUUACAGUACAUUUGUUUGGAAUAUAAUGUUGUAAAGAAAGACUUCACCCCCUGUAAAAUACUUUGAAAGGUGAAUAUUAAUAUGAAUACGAAUGCAAUGCCAUUUAGGGAAGUGUGAAAAUAUUGAAGACCGGGGGUUUUCACUGUGAGGAGAAGUAUAUUACUAGUGAGGCACACUCUGCCUGUUCCGCUGUAUUAAUAUACAGUUUUAACAGUCGGCUAGUUAGAUCAGGUAAACAUAUUUCCCAUUACAAAAUCUGAAUAAUAAAAAUGAUAUCCUCAAUUGAGAGAUACUGUAUUCUCUGCAAAAAGUCUGAAGGUGUUUUUUGUGUGUGUGUUAGGGGGGGGGGGGGUUAGGGGGGGGUUAAAGCACGAAUGAAAAAACUUUCCCUGCUUUCCAUAUUUACUGUCCUUUCCUAAUGAACUGUUUUGUGGACCCGUGUUUGAGGUGUAUUAUAAGCUUGUCUCUGAGCUUGUCAAUCACCUUUCUGAAAAUAAGGGAGGCAGUGAAGCAAGUAUAAGGCCUCUUUGUGCUCCGUCACACUGAGAUCAGGCCUCUUUGUGCUCCGUCACACUGAGAUCAGGCCUCUUUGUGCUCCUUCACACUGAGAUCAGGCCUCUUUGUGCUCCGUCAAACUGAGAUCAGGCCUCUUUGUGCUCCGUCACACUGAGAUCAGGCCUCUUUGUGCUCCGUCACACUGAGAUCAGGCCUCUUUGUGCUCCGUCACACUGAGAUCAGGCCUCUUUGUGCUCCGUCACACUGAGAUCAGGCCUCUUUGUGCUCCGUCACACUGAGAUCAGGCCUCUUUGUGCUCCGUCACACUGAGAUCAGGCCUCUUUGUGCUCCUUCACACUGAGAUCAGGCCUCUUUGUGCUCCGUCAAACUGAGAUCAGGCCUCUUUGUGCUCCGUCACACUGAGAUCAGGCCUCUUUGUGCUCCGUCACACUGAGAUCAGGCCUCUUUGUGCUCCGUCACACUGAGAUCAGGCCUCUUUGUGCUCCGUCACACUGAGAUCAGGCCUCUUUGUGCUCCGUCACACUGAGUCAGGGACAAAAAAGGCAAGAUCAGAAUCAGAUGAUUCCACAAGCUUAAAAACAAUUACAAUUUCAAUGACAAAGUUAAUGCCACAGGGAAAAAAAUAGUUUCCAAGCUAUUAAAAGUUAGGUAAUUAGUUUCUUAAAAGGUAGUUCAUACACACCUAAAAAAACAAAAAUAUUUUCUGCAUAUUAAGCUUUUUGUAUAUGUAAUGCAGUUAACCUGCUUUAUGGGUCUGGCAACUCUUUUAUGUAUUGUUUGGAGCCCCUUUCACACUGGCACUCCUUCCUGGGUCCUGACCCAUGUUCUGGCUACCCGGGUCACAAUUCCGUGUAGUGUGAAACCACGUACCUGUGAACGUUGCUGCUUCCGAGGCAUCGCGUACACACAUUGUGUACUUGCUUCUGUCACCCAGGUCGACCCAGCUUCUUCAAAAAGCAGUGUGAAAUCACGUAGCUGACCCGCAUGACACCAGGUCCGACCCAGAUAGAUAGAGCAUGCCAGUGUGAAAGGAGUUUAGGCAUGGCAUUUCAGUUUCCAUGGACUUCUGUCACCACUCUGUACCAUACAUAUCAGUUGGUCUGAUGUUUGCAUUAUUGUUACUAGCAUGAUAAACUGUUUUAGUAGUCUGUAAACAUAAAUCAUUCCCUUCCUAGAGAUAUUCACCUCAUAGUUCUAUGUAUUAAUGCAUGAGUGGGGUAAUCAGUGCAUGUAGGAGAUCCACUAUAGAGAUCAUAUUUCAUUACUCUGUUAUUGUUACAACUUGGCAUAUUUUAGUGGCAUUCUUCAAACCUGUAAUCAAGUAAUAUGGAAGUAGUUUGUAUUCUGUGGUGAUAGUGUGAAUUUGUAGGUUUUUCUCUCAAGGAAAUGUAGGCAGUUCUCCAAGGUUUUUUUGCAAAUGUUUAGCAACAAACGAGUGAGACUUUUUUUUUUAUUUAUAAAUUUAGUCGUUGCCAAUUAUUUUUAUGAUUUUCUCCCAAUUUGGAAUCACCAAUUAUUUUAUUAUGCUCAGCUCACUGCUACCACCCCUGCGCUGACUCGGGAGGGUGAAGACGAACCCACACUGUCCUCCGAAGCGUGUGCCGUCAGCCGACCGCUUUUUUUCACACUGCGGACUCGCCAUGCAGCGACCCAAGAGCUACAGCGUCGGAGGACAACGCAGCUCUCGGGCAGCUUACAGGCAAGCCCGCAGGUGCCCGACCAGACUACAGGGGUCGCCAAGCCGAGGACACCCUGGCUGACCUAACCCUCCCUCCCCCCGGGCGACGCUCGGCCAAUUGAGCGCCGCCCCCUGGGAGCUCCUGUCCACGGUCAGCUGUGGAAUAGCCUGGACUCGCGACGUCCAGACCAUAGAGCGCAUCCUGCACUCCACGUGGAGCACCUUUAUUGGAUGCGCCACUCGGGAGCCCUAGACUUUUUAUUUUAAUGUUUUUAUUCUUUGAAGUAAAAAAAAAAAAUUAAACAGCGAAAAUAUACGAGCUAGGUCCUUCAUGUCAACAAAAAACAAAUGUGUGUUUCAUAUUUGUUUGUCUACUACUCUCCAGAUUAGUAUUGAGGAGUUGUAAUAUUUUAUUGAUUAGUUGUACAGUUUGUUUUUCAUGUGUUGUAUUUUUUAUGUUUUUUUAUUGUAAACUCCAGUAUGUAUAAAACCACUUUGUAUGUUAAGUAAAUUGUAUUACAUUAUCGUCAGUAUAUAUGUAUAUAAUUAAAGUGCAUAUUAUUGAAAAAUUA
Molecule: messenger RNA, 4334 nt
Organism: Acipenser ruthenus (sterlet)
Lineage: Eukaryota; Metazoa; Chordata; Actinopteri; Acipenseriformes; Acipenseridae
Product: proteinase-activated receptor 1
Exons: 2
Coding region: 282-1523 (413 amino acids)
Biological process (GO): blood coagulation; positive regulation of blood coagulation; positive regulation of Rho protein signal transduction
Cellular component (GO): membrane
Molecular function (GO): thrombin-activated receptor activity
Source: RefSeq, a predicted model, not a curated record